AUGGCUCACCAGCAUUUUCAAAUAUUUUCAACAAUGAAGUUCUAUUUCUGUGUAUUGUUCUGUAAGUAUUGUGAUAUAAAUUAUUUCAGCUUUUCUGUGCUGUAUGUUGACAAUUUCAUAUUCCAGGCUGUAGCUUGGUGUCCGUGGCAGAACAAUCUCCUUGCAACGGGUGGAGGGACUGCCGACCGCACCAUCAGAUUGUGGAACUGCACAACUGGAAUUUGCCUUAAAGAUACCACAACUAAUUCUCAGGUGUCAUCCAUUGUUUGGUCUGCACACUACAAAGAGUUCAUAUCAGGCCAUGGAUUCUCUAACAAUCAGCUGACCAUCUGGAAGUACCCAUCUAUGGCAAAGGUGGCUGACCUCACAGGUCACACAGGCAGAGUACUGGAGCUGUGUGUGUCUCCUGACGGCCAGAUGGUAGUGAGUGCAGCUGCUGAUGAGACCAUCCGGAUGUGGAAAUGCUGGGCCAUGGACAAAAAGGACAAGAAACAGGCCGAUGCAAACAAAGGCCAUCCGAUAUCCAUGCUUGCUCAGACCAUUCGAUAAAUUGUAUGGUCAAGCCAGCCUUCCACCUCUUUCCUCUGUGUUUAUCUUUAUUAUUAUUAUUAAUAUUAUUAUUAUUAUUAUUAUUAUUAUUAUUAUUGAUAGGUCCAUCAUAGGGAUUUUUUUUUUACAUUCCUAAACAAUCACCUGAGUGGGUGUUGUUUGAAUUCCUCUUUGCAAAAUGUGAUUUUAUAAGAUUUUCUAAAACAUCAGGAAUGAAUGUACAGAAUCUCAUGUUAAUUACCAAAUCUAUAUCUCUUCAACUUUUAAAUGUGUUCAUGGCAGACAUGAUAUGAUUUUCUUCUCAGAUUUGAUUCUUGUAACUUUGGUUCAUUCUUUAAUAUUUUGUAUUAAAUGUGAAAUGAAUGUGACUUGCAUCUUUGUUAUAAGAACUGCUAGAUGUUUUGUAAUUGUCAGGGAUCUACCAUUUCUGCCUUACCUAUGGUAGACUUUUUAUGUAUUGGAAGUUCUCCAUCCAUAAGAUAUGUAAUAUUUAGAUACCAAUGACUUUAUUCGUCGAAAUGGAGAUGGUAGAAGUCUCAAAACUGCAUAAUUUCUUCUUGCAGCUGUAAAUAUACUUGUCUAUUACCUAUAUAAUUUAUAAGCUUUAACAGGAAUAAAUUUUCAGUGAUUUAUGUGUGUCUGGUUUAUGUAUCACUAUUGGAUAUUUUGUAUAGAUAUAGUGUAGAAUCAAUUGCACAGAUUAUAGUACAUUGGUUGCCAGUACUUCCAAAGAACAGCCUCCUUUGUUUCUGUGCAUUAUGCCUUCUUAAUUUCUGUAGCACUAUUUUUUAUGGCUUGAAAUAAACAUCACUUUGUUU
Messenger RNA from Penaeus monodon (black tiger shrimp), 1367 nucleotides. RefSeq names its product cell division cycle protein 20 homolog. Gene Ontology annotation, biological process: positive regulation of anaphase-promoting complex-dependent catabolic process; anaphase-promoting complex-dependent catabolic process; positive regulation of ubiquitin protein ligase activity. Gene Ontology annotation, cellular component: anaphase-promoting complex. NCBI's taxonomy places the organism in Eukaryota, Metazoa, Arthropoda, Malacostraca, Decapoda, Penaeidae. The transcript has 4 exons. Gene Ontology annotation, molecular function: protein binding; anaphase-promoting complex binding; ubiquitin ligase activator activity. The coding region runs from base 1 to 549 and encodes 182 amino acids. The record is from RefSeq and is a predicted model, not a curated record.